UGAAAAUAAUCAAGCUAGAAAGCAAACAGAACGAAAGAAGAAAAAAAAAUUAUUAGUACUAAAAUUAAGAAUAAAAAAAUGGGAGAUUCCUACUUAACUAAGGAGGAAAACCAAAUUAGUGUUUCCUUUGAACAAACUGAGGAUAGUGCUUGUCUUUCAGCAAUGGUACUUACCACUAAUCUUGUUUAUCCAGCAGUAUUAAAUGCUGCUAUUGAUCUCAAUUUAUUUGAUAUCAUUGCUAAGGCAACACCACCAGGUGCUUUCAUGUCACCAUCUGAAAUUGCUUCUAACUUGCCAACAUCAACUCAACAUUCGGACUUGUCUAAUAGGCUUGACCGAAUGUUGCGUUUACUCGUUAGUUAUUCUGUUCUUACUUCUUCUACUCGAACCGCCGAGGACGGUGGCUCCGAGAGAGUUUAUGGACUCUCAAUGGUUGGAAAAUACCUUGUCCCUGAUGAAAGUAGAGGCUACUUGGCUUCUUUCACUACAUUUUUGUGUUAUCCUGCUUUGUUACAGGUUUGGAUGAACUUCAAGGAAGCAGUGGUGGAUGAAGACAUUGAUUUAUUCAAGAAACUUCAUGGAGUGACAAAAUAUGAAUACAUGGGAAAGGAUAAAAAAAUGAACCAAAUAUUUAACAAGUCAAUGGUUGAUGUGUGUGCAACAGAGAUGAAAAGAAUGCUUGAAAUAUACACUGGAUUUGAGGGAAUAUUAACAUUGGUUGAUGUUGGAGGUGGAAGUGGACGAAAUCUCAAAAUGAUAAUAUCCAAAUACCCAUUAAUUAAGGGAAUUAAUUUUGAUCUGCCUCAAGUCAUUGAAAAUGCACCUCCACUUUCAGGGAUUGAUCAUGUUGGAGGAGAUAUGUUUGCAAGUGUUCCACAGGGUGAUGCCAUGAUACUAAAGGCUGUAUGCCAUAAUUGGUCAGAUGAAAAAUGCAUAGAAUUUUUAAGCAAUUGUCGCAAAGCUCUGCCACCAAAUGGGAAGGUGAUUAUUGUUGAGUUCAUAUUGCCAGAAGAACCAGAAGCAAGUGAAGAAUCUAAACUUGUUUCAACUCUUGACAAUCUCAUGUUUAUCACAGUUGGUGGAAGGGAAAGAACUGAGAAACAAUGGGAUAAAUUGUGCAAACUCUCUGGAUUUUCUAUAUUUCAAGUUGCUUGCCGUGCUUUUAACUGUUUAGGGGUCAUGGAAUUUUAUAAAUAAAGUUUUAUUAUAAUAAUAACUUUUUUUAAAAUGAAUGUAAAAGAAAAAGAGUAAAGGACAAAUAAAGACCUUUUUUGUGAGGUCAAGUGUGUUACAACUUUCUUGUUAAACCGUUUGCUUUGAUGUGAUGUAAUGUUUAUGCAAUUUAAGAUAAUUUGGUUUGUUUUAUUUUCUGUAACAGUGUAUGUUUUGGUUGUCAUUUCCAUACAAUAAUUCAUUUCUUUUAUCAUUUUAA
Cicer arietinum (chickpea) is the source of this 1432-nucleotide messenger RNA. RefSeq names its product isoliquiritigenin 2'-O-methyltransferase. Gene Ontology annotation, molecular function: O-methyltransferase activity; protein dimerization activity. The record is from RefSeq and is a predicted model, not a curated record. Lineage: Eukaryota; Viridiplantae; Streptophyta; Magnoliopsida; Fabales; Fabaceae.